Molecule: messenger RNA, 1319 nt
Organism: Oryza sativa Japonica Group (Japanese rice)
Lineage: Eukaryota; Viridiplantae; Streptophyta; Magnoliopsida; Poales; Poaceae
Product: cell differentiation protein rcd1
Biological process (GO): mRNA catabolic process; negative regulation of translation
Cellular component (GO): CCR4-NOT core complex; P-body; CCR4-NOT complex
Source: RefSeq, a predicted model, not a curated record
AAGUAAAUGCACAUCAUCUGUAUCUACACUACUUAAAGGCUGUAGUGCCCCUAUGUAUCACAUAUUUCUAUUUUAUUCCUGUAGAAGCAUUGGGGAUUGUUUGACUUAGAGUUUUAUAUCACUUCUUUCAUUGGAUAUAGCUAGUCUACACAUAUUUGCUAUGUUGACUAGUGAGGUUCCUAGCCCUAGAGACCCUGAACUUGUUGAGCGUCUUAUUCUUGAUUUGCUAGAUCCAGAACUCAAACGACAUGCUCCUUCCGAGCUACGCAAGAAAAGAGAGAUGUUUCAAAACCUGGCUCUGCUGUUGUGGAAUUCUUUUGGCAUAGUUGCUUCACUGCUCCAGGUCUUCUCCAAAAAGGUGGUUUUGAUGUCAGCCACUCUUAGUAAUUCAACAUUAGCACAAGAGAUUAUAGUAGUCUACCCUGCACUUUCACCCCCAACUUUGUCAUUAGGUGCUUCAAACCGAGUUUGCAAUGCACUAGCACUUCUUCAGUGUAUUGCUUCACAUUCGGAGACUAGGACCCAUUUCUUACAAGCCCGCAUUCCGUUGUACCUAUGUGCAUUUUUGGAAACUGAUGACAAGGCCAAACAAUUUGAGUACUUGCGGUUGACCAGCUUGGGUGUCAUUGGCGCUCUUGUUAAGGUUGAUGAUCCAAAAAUUAUCAAUUUUCUGCUGGAAAAUGAAUUUGUUCCUCUAUGCCUGCAUAAUAUGACGAUCGGCAGUGAAUUAUCAAAAACUGUGGCAACUUUUAUCACUGAAAAAAUUGUCGUAGAUGACGCCGGUCUAGCUUAUGUUUGUGCCAAUGCUGAUCGGUUCUAUGCUGUGGGAGCUGCUUUAGCAACCGUGGUUACCUCAAUGGUUGAUCAGCCUUCCAAGAGGUUGCUGAAACACGUUAUCCGUUGUUACCUCAGGAUGUCAGAGAAUCCUAGGGGUUUCGCUGCACUGCAGACUUGCCUUCCUCCUCAGCUGAAAGAUGGCACAUUCAACAGCUGUCUUAGGGAUGAUCCUUCAGGGCGACAUUUGCACCAACAACUGCUGGUUAAGAUGACAAGUGGAAAAAAGGGAGGAGGAGCUGGUAACAGCGCUGGUCGUAUGUCAUGGGGAUAAACUAACAUGGUGGUUGUAAAUUACUGCAGUGAUGCAUUGUUACUGUGAAUUGCAGCUAACAAUUAAAUAAAACACUUCGUUUGUGUCUGGAAUGAAGUGUUAAACUGAAGUGAAAGCUUUGAGUUGUAUUAAUAAGUACCGCAAACUGACUCAUUCAAACGUGCGUGCAAUUGAAAUUGGGAAAGCACUCUUAUAUAUGGUGUUCAUUUUA